CGCAACCAGACCCUUCUCCUGUACUUCGCUCCAGUUGCUAUACGCCAGCUCUCUGAUAUCCUUUAGCUUUCCCUACUGGCGCUCAAGGGCGGGUAGCUGAUAGGAAACGAUUGAAAUACGGAAGUUUCUUCCUGAUCCAGCUGCAUCACUUUGACUGAAGCAAAGUGGGAACUGCAUGUUUUCAUGUAAUUAGUUAACGGAAAGACUACCGCGUCCUUUGUUUUGUCCUUUUGAAUGUAGCCAUACUGUAAGUUCUGAAGGAUGUCUGGCUUGUCAGAUAAGUGUUAGAUGGUGUGCUGCCAUGAGGGAAUAAGAACUUGGCCGCUGUCACGCAGACUGAGCCACCAUGGCAUCAGUGGGCCAGCCAAAGACAGCGCCCACCCCAGGCGACGCCGCCUCCGCGGCUCUGUCUCCGGAGAAGGCGCACUACACUUCUGAUCGCUAUGCCGGGCUCAUUUUGGCGCAGAUGAACAAGAUGCGGCUCCGCGCCGAUUUCUGCGACGUGCAGCUGCGUGUCGGGGGCCGUGUCUUUCGCGUACACAGGCUGGUCCUUGCGGCCAGCAGCCCAUACUUCUCCGCACUUUUCUCUGGGGGCAUGAACGAGGUCAACAAGGAGGAGGUGGAGAUCAUGGGAGUGGAGGCUGAAGUCUUUCAGAUUCUAUUAGAGUUUAUUUACACAGGCAUGAUCGACGUGACUGUUGAAAAUGUGCAGGAGUUGAUCGUGGCUGCAGACAUGCUACAGCUGAACGAGGUGGUCACCAUCUGCUGUGAGUUUCUCAAGGCCCAGAUGGACCCAACAAACUGUGUGGGUAUCUUUCAGUUCCUGGAGCAGAUCGCCUGCAUGGACAUGCUGGAGUUCACUGAGAACUACAUCUAUGUCCACUUCCUGGAGGUGUGUGUGGCGGAAGAGUUCAUGGGCCUGUCAAAGGACCAGCUGGUGAAGCUAUUGAGGAGUGAGGAGCUGAGGAUUGAGGAUGAGUACCAGGUGUUCACCGCGGCUAUGGACUGGGUGCUGCAGGAUGUGGCCAAGAGGAAGAAAUAUGUGGUGGAGGUGCUGGACCCUGUGCGCUUCCCCUUGCUCUCUCCACAGCGCCUCUUUAAGUACAUCGAGGGCAUUUCUGAUUUUAGUCUGCGGGUGGCACUGCAGACCUUGUUGAAGGAGUACACUGAGGUCAGCAAGUGCCCAAAAGAGAACAAGAUCUUCAGUAUGCUGCAGCCAGCAAAGACCCGGCCUAGACGAAAGGCAAGGAAAUAUCUGUAUGCAAUAGGGGGCUACACCCGGCUGCAGGGGGGGCGUUGGAGCGACAGCCGCGCUCUGAGCUGCGUGGAGCGCUUCGACUCCUUCAGCCAGUACUGGACCACCGUCUCCUCCCUGCACCAAGCCCGCAGCGGACUGGGCGUGGCCGUGCUAGAGGGGAUGAUCUACGUAGUCGGAGGGGAGAAGGACUCCAUGAUAUUCGAUUGCACUGAGCGUUACGACCCCGUGACCAAGCAGUGGGCAGCCGUGGCUUCGCUAAACUUCCCACGCUGCGGAGUGGGUGUCUGCCCCUGCCAUGGAGCCCUCUACGCACUGGGAGGCUGGGUUGGGUCAGAGAUCGGCAAGACCAUGGAACGGUACGAUCCGGCAGAGAAUAAAUGGGAGAUUAUCGGAAGCAUGGCAGUCCCACGCUACUACUUUGGCUGCUGUGAGCUACAGGGGUUUAUCUAUGUGAUCGGAGGGAUCAGCGACGAGGGCGUUGAGCUGCGUUCCGCCGAGGUGUACGAUCCCAUCUCCCGCCGCUGGAGUGCCCUGCCCGUCAUGGUAACGCGCCGGGCCUACGUGGGCGUGGCCUGCCUCAACAACUGCGUCUACGCGGUGGGGGGCUGGAACGAGGCUUUGGGUUCCCUGGAGACAGUGGAGAAGUACUGUCCCGAAGAGGAGAAGUGGGUGGAAGUGGCCCCGAUGAGCGUGCCGCGCGCAGGGGUGUCGGUGUCUGCCGUUAAUGGCCUGCUGUACGCGGUGGGGGGACGUGCCUCCAGCCGGGACUUCUCCGCCCCGGUGACGGUGGACUCGGUGGAGAUCUACGACCCACACCUGGACACCUGGACGGAGAUCGGGAACAUGAUCACCAGCCGCUGUGACGGGGGAGUGGCCGUGCUCUGAGGACAGGAACUAAAAACGGCAUUCCUCCCUCCCCCUGUCCAUGGCCACACCCCCAGCAUCCGCAAACCCCUACCCAUCACCCCCCCCGGGCUCACUGAUUAUGACAUGGCCAAACAGUUCCGUUUCCAAGGCGAUAUUCCCGGCAUUCUCCUUUGCUAAAGCGUGAGCGCCUUCUGGUGCAUAGCACACGGAUGGCAUAGGACAGAGUGGGAGAAUUCAUUAGGCAAAGACUCAACGUGCUGGAUACUCUUUCUGAGGAGUAACAUGGACUGCAUGGGACAGAAUCAGGAGUGUUUUCAUAAUGGAAACAAACAGCACUGUUCCAUUCUAUCUAGCACAAGUUAAUAUGCUAGCAGAGCAGUCUUUUUCAGAGUUCUUUUCAUAGAUAAUAAUUGUGUUUCAUAUAUAUAGUGUCUUUCUUUUACACAUUUGUAAGAGUAAACUUUUAAGUGCAUUCUGUUACUUAUGUGCAGGAAGCUUAUGCCAUCAAAAAAAAAAAACAGGCAUCCAUAAUAUAAUGCUCUCGCAGUGCACAGCAUGCUAAUAAACAAAGCAUAUGGGGUGAGGUGGGGAUGUUGAUAACCAUCUCGGUAGUGGGUUAACUUCUAACGGUCAUUAAAUUGUAAUGAUUUAUAAGGUAUAAGGAAUACUAUUAUAAAUUGUUAAAGGAAGGACAUUUUAAAAAGGUAUUUUCAUUUCAGGUUUUGCAGGCGUGAAUCCCAAACCAAAACUUGACGGCAGAGAGAAAAGUUUUCCAGAUUCUGUGGUCGAAUCUCAUUAAUACCAGCUGAACACAGAAUACUAGCGUGCAGUGUUCUGAGCUGCAGCACCCAUCUGUGUCAAGAGUCCACCCUCUUUCUCCUGUGAAAAUGUUUUUUUUUUUUUUGUGUGUGUAAAUUAACGCUCGCUUAUCUACGUGAGUGAAAAGCUAACCUGUUUUGCUGCAAAUUCUACGUUUUCAUUUUUCAGUGUGUGGCAAUUUCAAGUAUCACUGUAGCUACAGAGAUGGUGACAUUUGUGUUUUAAUUCACAUUUCAAGAAUUUCAUGUGUUUACUAGACAAUCCAUAUGACUUUUCAUGGGUUUACUGAAUACCUCUUUACUGGUACGCACAGCCUUUACGUUUCGUCAAGUGAUAAUGCCUCUGUUACAGAUUGUUGGGAAAGGAGUACAUUUUCUUUCACUGUUUUUAAUUUGCUUGUAAAUGUGUGAAUUUAAGUGAUCAGAAACACCUGCUGCUAGGGAGCCAAGGUGUACAAUGCACAGAUCGGACAUUAGCCACUCGGACAGCUAAAGCUAGUCACCAGCACUUUUUUAAGCCUCCAGUAGUGAAGCUGUGUUUCAUAAUGUCUCUCGUCCAGGUGUGUGGGCCUCAGAGCCAAGUGUGCUACAGUAGAGGCAGUCUGUACGGGUGUCUGUGCCUCUGGCCGGUACAGGUGUGCCAACUUCAAAAUGAGUGUGCUACAGCAGAGGCAGUCUGUGAAAAAAAAAAAAAA
Messenger RNA from Anguilla anguilla (European eel), 3638 nucleotides. RefSeq names its product intracisternal A particle-promoted polypeptide (gene klhl27). The record is from RefSeq and is a predicted model, not a curated record. Gene Ontology annotation, molecular function: actin binding. Bases 347 to 2143 code for a protein of 598 amino acids. The transcript has 10 exons. Lineage: Eukaryota; Metazoa; Chordata; Actinopteri; Anguilliformes; Anguillidae.